AUGUCGGCACCACCGUCGCGGCAGGAGACGGACCGGACGUACGUGGAGGUCACGCCGGAGCCGCUGGACCUGCAGAAGCUCGUGCAGUUCGUGACGGACCCCGGCGCAGGCGCCAUAUCAACCUUCAUCGGAACGACGCGCGACACCUUCGAGGGCAAGAAGGUCGUGCGGCUCGAGUACGAGGCCUACGUGCCCAUGGCCCUCGCAAAGCUCCAGGAGGUGUGCGACAAGGCCGCUGCGAAGUGGGACGUGCGGAAGGUGGCAAUGGCGCACCGCACGGGGCUGGUGGGCGUGACGGAGGCGUCCGUGAUCAUCGCGGUGUCGUCCGCGCACCGCCUGGAGGCCAUCGAGGCGUGCCACUUCGGCAUCGACGACCUGAAGGCCACCGUGCCCAUUUGGAAGCGCGAGGUGUACGAAGACGGCAGUGCCUGGAAAGAGAACAAAGAGUCGCGCAACCUGUACAAUGCGAAGCGGGCGGACGAGGGCGCCUUCAAGCACCCGCCCAGCGACGCGCCGGGCGCCCCCGCGCCGUGA
Molecule: messenger RNA, 534 nt
Organism: Pedinophyceae sp. YPF-701
Lineage: Eukaryota; Viridiplantae; Chlorophyta; Pedinophyceae
Source: the annotation of a GenBank genome assembly